Molecule: messenger RNA, 1910 nt
Organism: Gekko japonicus
Lineage: Eukaryota; Metazoa; Chordata; Lepidosauria; Squamata; Gekkonidae
Gene: OSTC
Product: oligosaccharyltransferase complex subunit (non-catalytic)
Exons: 4
Coding region: 119-568 (149 amino acids)
Cellular component (GO): oligosaccharyltransferase complex
Source: RefSeq, a predicted model, not a curated record
GGCGGCUGUAGCGAGACAAUCCAGUAACGGGGCGUGUGGUGGGCGAAGGCGGCCGUCUUGGAGAAGUUUCCUCUGUGCUGGGAAGGUCAGGGCUGGGGUCGCCGCCGCCGCCGCCGCCAUGGAGACGCUAUACCGGCUGCCGUUCACGGUGCUGGAGUGCCCCAACAUCAAGUUGAAGCGGCCGAGCUGGGUGCACAUGCCUUCGGCCAUGACAGUCUAUGCCCUGGUGGUCGUCUCUUAUUUCCUCAUCACGGGAGGAAUCAUUUAUGAUGUGAUUGUGGAACCUCCCAGUGUUGGUUCAAUGACUGAUGAACAUGGACACCAGAGACCCGUGGCUUUCCUGGCAUACAGAGUAAAUGGACAGUAUAUUAUGGAAGGGCUUGCCUCCAGCUUCCUCUUCACAAUGGGAGGCCUAGGUUUCAUCAUACUGGACCGUUCCAAUGCACCAAAUAUCCCAAAACUGAACAGGUUUCUGCUGCUUUUUAUUGGAUUUGUCAGCGUCCUGUUGAGUUUCUUCAUGGCCAGAGUGUUCAUGCGGAUGAAAUUACCGGGCUAUUUAAUGGGUUAGCGCCUUGACUGACUGUGAGCACAACUUGGAUUCUCUUGUUCUCCAUAAAGAAACUACAGGCAGCAAAAAUUCUGUGGCCCAUCCCUCCUGUCUGAAGAGAUAAGAAAAAGAGAAGUGGCGAAGGAAAGGACUGCUUUCUCAUUUUCUCCUUGUAGAAAAAGAAGCGUUUGUUGCAAGCAAAUAGUUUUAUUGACAGAUGUAUGCCAAUAUUCUCCCCACUUCAAAGGGAACAAAAUAUUUGGAAGUAUUAACAAGGCAUAAGCAUAUGAAGUAGAAAAUGUAAAAUUGCUGCCCUUUUCACAUCCCCCUCCCUCCCCCCUUCACUAUACUUGCCCUAGUAUUUGUGAGAGGCUUUUUUUGUCAAUCAGGGCAAAGUGAGAGGCUUUUUUUGUCAAUCAGGGCAAAGAAAAUAUAGAUUGAUCUUUUCUGUGUCUGUAAAUGGAAAUGACUGUUGGUGAUUAAUUGCCAUUGUGCAACAGGGCAAUUCAGCAGGUGGAAUUCAGCAGAUGGCGCUGUAUUCCUGGAAAAAGCUGCCCAAGCUGACUGCACUGGUUACCUAUUGGGUAAACUGCAGUUUGGAGUAGAGAGUUUGCCUGGAAUUGGAUUCCUGAUUCUCACCCAACCCAGUCUCCUGCCAGCAGACUGCUUUUUGGUGAUAAAAAAAAUGUUUCUGUGUACAUGUGGCAGGAACACUUUGUGUAAGCCCAAAUGCUAGAUUGAGGUCUUUCAUGUUUCUCACCAGGCUUUUGCAGCAUCAGCGGAGCAGAUUCACACAUUUCUGAUUUGGGGCACAUACUUGCUCUCCAGAUAUUGACUUGGAUACCGUAAAUGUUGAUGUUCAUGCUCUGUCUUAACGCUAACAGAAACAGACUCAGGCAAAGGAAAACCAUUUUUGUGUGAAAACAGUUCUUCCUUUUGGAAAAUGCAUUUUAAAAAGGACAAAUUAAACACAUUUUCUACUAAACCACCCUGUUCUGUAUUCAUCGUUCAUAAAUUUUAAGCACUUCUGGCAUUGAUCUUUCCUGCAACCUGAGCUCGGUAACUGAUCAAUAACAAGUGGAGCGUCUGCAGAAUGGGAGUGAUACGAAGAUUCCACUUAGCUCCCAGUAGUAGCUGGGCUGCAGCAUUCUGUACGAACUGGAGUUUCUGAGUUGAUCAGCAUUGGUUCUGCAUUUUUUGAUGCCCACUGCAGAGAAGAGGGAGGAACUAGAAAGAAAAGAUUACGUAAAGUAAGGGGUCAUCAAUACAAUGAGCAGAAGUGUUACUGCACCUCCCUUCUAGCAGUCCUGUACUUUUUUCUCUUGAGUUCAAGCCAGUUGGUGCUCUUAAAAACAAGUAACCA